Molecule: messenger RNA, 935 nt
Organism: Hirundo rustica (Barn swallow)
Lineage: Eukaryota; Metazoa; Chordata; Aves; Passeriformes; Hirundinidae
Gene: MRPL47
Product: mitochondrial ribosomal protein L47
Exons: 7
Coding region: 18-752 (244 amino acids)
Biological process (GO): mitochondrial translation
Cellular component (GO): mitochondrial large ribosomal subunit; mitochondrial ribosome
Molecular function (GO): structural constituent of ribosome
Source: RefSeq, a predicted model, not a curated record
UGGGAGGGCGCGGGGCGAUGGCGGCGGCCGCAGCCAUGGCGGCGCUGGGCCGGAGCCUCGCGGCCGCGCUCCGGCUGCCCCGGGCUCGGCCGGGACUCUCCGGGAUGACACUGAAUCUGUGCCACAAGAACCUACCAAAAACUGAGACCCUCCAUCAGGUGAUGUUCCUGCACACAACUGUUUCUCAGAGAGGUCUGGAGGAGUUUUUUGAUGAUCCAGGAAACUGGGGGGAAAAAAGUGUAAAGUCUGGGGAUUCAUGGAAUAUAAAGCAGCUAAGGGGCAAGAGUAGUGAAGACUUGCACAAACUUUGGUAUGUCCUGCUGAAAGAAAAGAACAUGCUCUUAACUUUAGAGCAAGAAUCCAAACGACAGCGCAAGGCUAUGCCAAGUCCAGAACGAUUAGAAAAGGUAGAAACAUCUAUGAAAAAUAUAGACUUGGUUGUCAGAGAAAGAGAAAUUGCUUUGAGGCUUUUACAAACAGGCCAUGAAAAGCCAGUCCCUGGCGAGUGGAGACACGACUUCUUGGGACGCACCUUCUGGUACAGUUACAAGGAAUGGCCAAUACCAUGGCACUUGAACAAAAAACACAAAAAGAAGAGAUUCUAUUACCUACCUCAUGUGAAUAACUUCAUCAGACUCAGGCUCGAAAAAGCCUUACGGAAAAGGGCAAGGCAGCAAAACCUGGAGAGGACGAGGCAGAAGGUCUUGGAAAGGAAGUUCCCUGACGUUGCUGUGAAAUCCCAGAGCCAGUAACGUGCUGGAAGAGCACUGCAAGCAAUUGGUCAGGAGUCUGUGGAACAUGAAUCAUGUUCUGGAACCACAAACAACUCCACAGAGCAUUCCAGAGAGUCUCCAUCUUCUUUUUUGUUUUCAAUACCACAUUUGACUUUAAUUAAACUUGUGAUCUGGAAUUAAAAAGCAGCUUUGGUGCCUAAC